AUAUGAUGGGCCGGACUACAACUCCCAGCGUGCCUCGCGCGAAAAUCCGCGAUCACGUGUCCGGCGAGUCAGCUGGCUCCGCAUCUGGAGCCAGAGCCGGAGCCGCGGAGCCGGAGCAGCCCCAGCCGCUGAGCAACCUGAGUGGCCGCGCUUGAACCUCUGCCUCCCCAGAACUGAAGGGAGACGGGACACAGGAGGGAAACGGGAAGAAAGAAGAAACCACCUGCUCACCGGCUGCCCACCUGCUGCUCACCUGCUCACAGUGACCCAGAGAGGGGAAGCCUCCGGAGGAGCGGAGUCCGAGGUGCUGGGCAGUUUGGAAUGGAGGGGCUGGAUGAUGCCCUUUCACCCCCUUCCUCGAGCAUGUGACCUGAGUCACCCGAGUUGUCCUUAUUACUUAAAGCUGAGCCAAGAGUUUGCAGAACUGCCCCCCCACACACAUCUGAACAGCUGAGAGAAGUCUCUGGAGCGGAAACCAGAGCCCAGAAAUCCCCCUGUGCUGGGCAACUUUGCACAUUUUUAUGUGACUUAUUUUUCAACUAACUCCUGCCUUCGUCCCUUUUUUGAAUAAAGGAAGAAAACAAAACUGUUGUUACCUUUGCACGGUCGAGCUGGAGCUUUGCCCAGCUUGCUCUGUAGUCCAGGUGUUGGCUCACUUUUGAUCUUUGCUCAGUCGUUGACCCCGGCGGAUCAGAUUGCAUAAGGGAAGCCUACCCACUCCCCGUUGCCCGUUUGUGAUUGGGGGAUGUUGAUAUAUUCUCCAGGCAUCUUAGAUUGAAAAGCAGCCAGACUUCAGUUCAUGUUUCUUUCCAGUCACCCCCCAAGGGAUGUCUGAGCCUCCUGGUCUUUCCUUGUGGCCUGUUAUCAGAAGGAAAGGGAAAAGCUCUCUUGGUUCUCUUGAGCAAUUCUGAGCUCCUUUGGUGUGAGGAGUAGCCAGUCAGAGCCCCACAGAGUCAUUCCCCGGGCAGCAGCCCUUGGUCAUGCCAAUCCCGACCACUGUCUGGACGCUCAUUCCUCUCAUGGCUGGCUGGGAAGGAAGGUGGUGAGCGAGCGGCAGAGACGAGCACCGUGUGCAAGUAUCCCAUGUGGCCAUGGCUCAGACCAAUAUGGUCAUCAACAGUGACUAUGGUGACUGGGGUUGGAGUUCUGACGCCGGUGAGCGAGCCCGCCUCCUACAGAGCCCCAUCGUGGAUGGAACCCCCAAAGAGGAGGAAGAAGAGCGGGGAACCACCAACGGGGGGGCCACCUCCACUCUGGGAGCCAUCUUUAUCGUGGUGAAUGCCUGCCUGGGUGCUGGCCUGCUCAACUUCCCUGCUGCCUUCAGCACAGCUGGAGGGGUAGCCGCUGGAGUCGGACUGCAGAUUGGCAUGUUGAUCUUCAUCAUCAGUGGGUUGGUCAUCCUGGCAUAUUGCUCCCAGGCCAGUAACGAGCGCACUUACCAGGAGGUGAUAUGGGCAGUGUGCGGCAAACUGACGGGGGUACUGUGUGAGGUUGCCAUCGCUGUGUACACUUUCGGUACCUGCAUUGCCUUUCUCAUCAUCAUUGGAGACCAGCAAGACAAAAUUCUUGCUGUGUUGGUGAAGGACUCAGAGGAGGCACUGGACAACCACUGGUACACAGACCGAAAAUUCACCAUCAGCCUCACUGCCUUUCUCUUUAUCCUUCCCCUCUCCAUCCCCAGGGAGAUCGGCUUCCAGAAGUACGCCAGCUCCCUGAGUGUCCUUGGCACCUGGUACGUCACAGCCAUCAUUGUUAUCAAAUACAUCUGGCCGGAUAAGGAGAUGUCCCCUGAGGAUGUACCCACCAGGCCGACCUCCUGGAUGGCCGUGUUCAACGCCAUGCCCACCAUCUGCUUUGGAUUUCAGUGCCACGUAAGCAGCGUGCCCGUCUUCAACAGCAUGCAGCGGCCCAAGGUGCAGACCUGGGGCGGGGUGGUGACGGCAGCUAUGGUCAUAGCCCUCUUCGUCUACAUGGGCACAGGCAUCUGUGGCUUCCUUACCUUUGGAGUCAGUGUGAACCCCGAUGUGCUCCUCUCCUACCCCUCCAAUGACAUACUCGUCGCCAUUGCCCGCGUCUUCAUCAUCAUCAGUGUGCUGACCUCCUACCCCAUUCUGCACUUCUGUGGACGGGCGGUCCUGGAGGGUUUGUGGCUACGGUACAAGGGGGAGACGGUGGAGGAAGACGUGGCCAGGGAGAGGCGACGGCGGGUGCUGCAGACGGUCGCCUGGUUCCUGCUGACCCUGGUCCUGGCCCUCUUCAUCCCAGACAUCGGGAAGGUCAUUUCCAUCAUCGGCGGCCUGGCGGCCUGCUUCAUCUUCGUCUUCCCAGGACUGUGCCUGAUUCAAGCCAAACUUUCUGAAAUUGAAGAAGUCAAAUCCAGCAGCUGGUGGGCACUGGUCAGUUACGGAGUCUUCUUGGUCACCCUUGGAGCCUUCAUCUUCGGCCAAACCACAACCAACGCCAUCUUUAUGAAUCUUGUGGCCUAAGCUCUCUGUUUGGGACUGGACGGCCAAAGGGGAAAAGUGGCCUUUUCUCUUGAGACCUUGAAACCUAUCCACGCACUAGGCCCUGGCCAUUGUCAGGAGGACCCCAGCGUCUGCAUCUUAUUUGAUUGUGUCCCUUCGUCAGGGAGUUGGAGCUUCCUCUGCAAGGGGCUCUUCUGCUCAGAGGACAAGCCCAGGGACUUCCCCAGUCCCCAGCAGUGCUGUGGAUGGUGGCAAAGAAUCAUCACCUGCCACUGAAUCUUUGUAAGGAUCUCCCACUGUCUCCACAUUCAAAAUUCAGACCCCAUUUCUUUUACCCAUUGGUAGAGAGGAGCAGGAAAAGCUCUGAAGAGAUGACCUAUUUUCACCUGAGGGGUAAAUCCUCCCUCCGUUGGGAAACACCUUCUACAGAAAGCUGGCCCUAGGCGGGGAGCAGAGCCCGGCACUUCUGGGGUGGUCUUCCUGCUGGGGACACUACAUGCAACAACUAAAGCCACUUGGAACUUCAGGCAUGUGGUUCAGAUGUGAAUGCAGUAGCUGAAGCACAGUGUUAUUCCAAAAUCAUGCAAAUGACCAUUAUAAAAUGGAGGACUCUUCCCUGCCCAGGGAGAGCGAGCAAGCUCUGGCCAACAGAUGGUAGGGAUCAGCCCCAGGCCAGUUGUGUUGCCAGAUUCCUGGAUCCCUUGACCCUAUUUGGUCCCACUUUGUUUCCGCUAAUGAUUGGUUAUACCCAGAGCCAUUUGGAACCUCGUCUCUUCCUCCCAGCAUCAUGUUGGCUGGGACCAAUGCAGAGUCCAGACCACUACUCCAUGGCCCCAAGGCACCUCCAUCUCACUACAUUCCAGUGGGGCUUGGCCAGCCUUUUUGGUCUCAGCUGGCCCCAGGAUCUCACUAAGUCUAAUGUUUACAGAGACUGUUGGGCUUCCCUGUCUGCAAGAGGGGACCAACACAUGUCACGGUGCUUCAUGUAUCCAUUUGUUACCUCCAGAUUAAGAAUCCUCUUCCCUCUCAAUUUCCAAAAUGGCGCCUCCUUAAAAAUGGGGAGGAGAGGAUGGCAAGAUGGCUGUUUUGUCUUCUUUUGAACGUUCUCAGAAGCUCCCAGCCUGUGCUGGCUGUUCUCUGUCCAAACUUCCAUUUGCUAUUUUCAUUUAAGGGUGAGUUCAGUCCCUGGGUGGGAAAGACCCACCUGGCAUUAGACUAUUGAUGGAAACUGUAGCACUGGGGAGUAGGAGAGGAUUGGACCCCAUCUCUCUGCGGCCUAGCAGAUUACAAGACAGUUGUGAUUUUCCAUGCCUAGUGAUACUUCCUGUGCCAUGAUCCUCUUUCCCUACAUCAUUUGAUUUCUUCUUCUCUUAUACCUGGUGAAAAGGGGCAGUCACUAGUUUUUAAGCAACUGCCCUGCCUUCCAUCAGGCCCCAGUGGCAAACAGAUUCUGGUCUGGCAUCCCCCAUGCCAUACUCACAAGGUAAAUUGUGUCAAGAACAUCAUAUUUUAUUCUUUUGGAAUGAGAGAUGGAAGAUGAGGUCCCCAGAGGGUCAGAAGCAGGUAUCAGGUCAUAGAAUCUUAAGGUUCUCCAUUUCUCCACCGACAUCACGGUGUCCACACCUCCAUGAAGCCUCUCAGCAGCCCCUGCUCACUUUGGACAAUCUCAGGAAGACCAAGGAUAAUAAACUAGAACUAUGGGUCUACCAUCUUGCUUCUUCUAGGCCAAGGCCUCCACCCUUAGGAGCUUUCCAUCUCACCAGUUGAUGGAUCCAGAAGGAGGCUCUGGUUUAUAGGAAGUACAUUUCUUUCCCUCAAGGAUGCUAUGUCCUUGGAGGUCUAGCUAGGAACCUGGCCCCUCCCUCUUCCCAUGUAAACAACCAGGACCUUGAGGGUUCAACUGUGUGGGAAGCCAAGAUUGGAUAGCAAGCCUUGGAUCUCUCCCCAUUGUUUCCUCUUGCCCAUAACUGGUAAUACAGGCCCAGCUUCUUGCCAAGGUCUGGGCGUUUAUCUUCUCACUUGUCUCUGUCAAUGGAGGAGGUUGUCAGUUGUAGCCACCCCAUCAUCCCUUUAGAGAGAUUGGAGAUGAGGCCAGCAGCAGUUGCUUUUGAGGAGAUUCCAACCCCAGAUUAAGUGUGUGAAGCGGAAAAGAGGGGAGACUGGUUCAUACCUCCUGAUAUUCUCCCUAUCUGUGAUUUUUAAUGGUAUUUUUUCUUCCCCUGUACCCUUGGCCAUGAAAAUAUAUAAUAAAAGGGAACUUUGCUGCUGA
Molecule: messenger RNA, 4734 nt
Organism: Dromiciops gliroides (monito del monte)
Lineage: Eukaryota; Metazoa; Chordata; Mammalia; Microbiotheria; Microbiotheriidae
Gene: SLC38A7
Product: solute carrier family 38 member 7
Exons: 12
Coding region: 1092-2486 (464 amino acids)
Biological process (GO): amino acid transmembrane transport
Molecular function (GO): L-histidine transmembrane transporter activity; L-asparagine transmembrane transporter activity; L-methionine transmembrane transporter activity
Source: RefSeq, a predicted model, not a curated record